This is a messenger RNA of Humulus lupulus (European hop), 3739 nucleotides long. Its product is annotated as putative pentatricopeptide repeat-containing protein At5g13230, mitochondrial. Gene Ontology annotation, molecular function: RNA binding; protein binding; zinc ion binding. The record is from RefSeq and is a predicted model, not a curated record. The transcript has 5 exons. Lineage: Eukaryota; Viridiplantae; Streptophyta; Magnoliopsida; Rosales; Cannabaceae. Gene Ontology annotation, biological process: RNA modification. The coding region runs from base 711 to 3185 and encodes 824 amino acids.
CCGCGACACAACUGAAAUGAUUGUUUCCUUCCCAGCUUCUUCUGUUGCCCACUAACCAGCACAGUCCCACCUUCUCUCCCGCGGGCUACUAAUCAUGGCUGCAUCUUGUUUCUGCUGCUCUACCGCCAGUUUGAAAAACAUCUGCGAAAAGAUUUCUUGAACGUGGACUAAUUGAUGGAAGCAGACUUGAAAUUGUUGUUGAUCUCCAGAUUCUCAUAAAAUGGAUUGUGGCUGGGUUGUGGAGAGCAUUAAAAUAGACUGCUGUCAUUUUCUAAUCUUCAUUGAUCUUUGAGAUGUCUCUUGGAUUCCAAGGUCUAAACUUUGCAACCACACUUUUGGCAGUUUGGAGCCUAGUUCAGGUUAUUUUGGAUUUAUCACUGUUGAAGUAAUUCUUGUGUAAUUAAUGUCCCCGUGAAUGAAAUGGUUUAGGCCUAUUGAAAUUUAAAAUUCUUUAUGGUUAAGUUUAGACUUCUUACAGAAUGAUAUCUUCAUUUUUUAUUUGGCAUGCAGUUUUGUUUAUUCCUUCACUUUCUCAGAAACCAUACAUCAGUGCAUUUGCAGGUUCCUUCUCAUUAAUUUUGUUGAUUUAUGUGGACAAGUGAGAAACAGAUCUUUUUAUCCCAUUUGUAUUUUUCCAUUACCGAAAAGCAAAAGAUUUCUGGGUCUUUUUUGUGGAUGAUUUCUGACUUGAGAAGAAAGAUCAAAGAAGCAUGAUCAGAUUGCUUUGUCAAAGAAAUUUGCCAUGUAUAAAUAUUUGGACAAGUUUUUUACAUUGUGGGUUUUUUUCCCAAGCCAUUUGCUUGACCCAACAAAGCAGAAGUCUUUUAGAGUUGCCUGCUUUUGGUUUUGAUUCUUUCAAAUAUGCUGGCAUGCUUCGAGACUGUAUCGAAAAUGGCACACCCAGAAGAGGAAUGGGACUUCACUGUGAGAUUUUAAAAAGAGGUGGUUGUUUGGACUUGUUUGCCAAUAACAUUCUUCUCAACAUGUAUGUCAAAUCAAACUUACUUUCUGAUGCACAGAACCUGUUCAAAGAAAUGCCCAAACUAAAUACUAUUUCAUUUGUUACUUUGAUUCAAGGCUUAUCAGAGUCGCAACAUUUUGUUGAGGGGAUUAACUUAUUUGUUAGGCUGCAUAGAGAAUGUCACGAGCUUAACGGAUUCGUUUUUACUACAAUGUUUAAGUUGCUUGUGAAGAUGGGAUGUGCUGAGCUUGGUUGGAAUCUCCAUGCUUGUAUCUUUAAGUUGGGUCAUGACUCUAAUGCUUUUGUUGCAACUGCUCUAAUCGAUGUCUACUCCAUUUGUGGACUUGUUGAUAUUGCUAGCCAUGUUUUCAAAGGGAUAAUUUUCAAGGAUAUGGUAUCCUGGACUGGAAUGAUUACUUGUUAUGCUGAGAAUGAGUGUUUUGAAGAUGCACUGGAGCUUUUCUUUAGGAUGAGGAUGGUUGGUUUCAAGCCAAAUAAUUUUACUUUUGCUUCCUUGCUUAAGGCCUACGUUGGUCUGGAGGCCUUGGAUGCAGGGCAGAGUAUGCAUGCAUAUGUUAUAAAAUCACAUUAUCAAGACGAUAAGUUUGUGGGUCUUGCUUUGCUUGAUCUUUACACCAAGUCUGGGGACAUAGGUGAUGCUUGCCGGGUCUUCGAAGAAAUGCCCAAAACUGACGUGGUGCCUUGGAGCUUCAUGAUUGCGAGAUAUGCUCAGAAGGACCAGUGUGAUGAGGCUAUUGAUUUGUUCCUUAAGAUGAGGCAAGCUUUAGUUUCCCCCAAUGAAUUUGCACAUGCCAGUGUGCUUCAAGCAUGUGCUACCAAAGAAAAUUUAGUUUUAGGGAAGCAAAUUCAUGCUCAUGUAAUCAAGGUUUGUCUUGACACAAAUGUUUUUGUUUCAAAUGCCCUAAUGGAUGUCUAUGCUAAAUGUGGAGAGAUAGAUAACUCUACGAGACUCUUUGUUGAAUCACCGAACAUAAAUGAUGUUAGUUGGAAUACAAUGAUUGUAGGGUAUGUGCAGCUAGGGGAUGGGGAGAAGGCAUUGAGUUUAUUUUCUAGGAUGCUUAGGUUACAAGUGCCAGCAACAGGUGUCACAUACUCUAGUACUCUUCGUGCUUGUGCUAGUAUAUCAGCUUUGGAUCCUGGACUUCAAAUUCAUUCCUUGGCAGUUAAAACAAUAUAUGACAAGGAUAUUGCAGUUGGUAAUUCUCUGAUAGAUAUGUAUGCCAAGUGUGGGAGAAUCAAAGAUGCCCGCUUGGUGUUUGACAAAUUAAACAAACAAGAUGAAGUAUCAUGGAAUGCUAUGAUCUCUGGGUAUUCCAUGCAUGGCCUAGGUGCAGAGGCUCUAGAACUUUUUGAUAUGAUGCAGAAAACAAAGUGUAAACCAAGCAAGUUGACUUUUGUUGGUGUUCUAUCAGCAUGUAGCAAUGCAGGACUAUUGGAACAAGGACGAACUUAUUUUAAUUCUAUGACACAAGAUUACGCGAUUGAGCCAUGCAUAGAACACUACACUUGCAUGGUUGGACUUUUCGGAAGAUUAGGUCACCUCGAUAUGGCUGUGAAAUUGAUUGAGGAAAUUCCAUAUGACCCUAGCAUUAUGCUCUGGCGUGCUUUGCUUGGGGCUUGCGUUAUUCAUAAUGAUGUUGAACUUGGAAGACAAUCUGCUGAGCGAAUUCUUGAAAUUGAUCCCCAAGAUGAUGCUACACACGUGUUAUUGUCAAACUUAUAUGCCAAUGCAAAGAGGUGGAAUAAUGUUGCUUUUGUAAGGAAAAGCAUGAAAAAGAAUGGAGUAAAGAAGGAACUAGGCCUAAGUUGGAUUGAGAACCAAGGGAUGGUUCAUUAUUUUUGUGUGGGAGACAAUUCUCAUUCUGAUAUGAAACUUAUUAGAGGGAUGCUUGAAUGGUUGAACAUAAAAACCUUGAAGGCAGGAUAUGUUCCUAAUUGCAAGGCUAUUCUACUGCAAGUGGAAGAGGGUGAAAAAGAGCGCCUCUUGUGGUUACACAGUGAGAGGUUGGCUUUAGCAUUUGGGCUAAUUAGAACACCACCUGGGAGCUCUAUACGUAUUAUUAAAAAUCUGCGGAUAUGCAUUGAUUGCCAUGCUGUAAUGAAGUCUAUAUCGAAGAUUGUGAAGAGAGAUAUUGUUGUCAGAGAUAUCAACCGGUUCCAUAACUUUCACGAUGGAAUUUGCUCCUGUGGCGACUGCUGGUAAUUAAUAUGCCUAAAGGGGUAUAGAGCUAAUUAUCAACUUCAGUCAGCUCAUGAUUAGAAAAAAUUGAUUGUUAGGAGAUCAAAUUUGGUAAUUUUCUGCCUUAAUUCCAGAAACAGGCUGUAGGUAGUAACAAAGAGGAAAAUCGUCUUUUGAACAAACCAUCGAUGGCUUCAUCAUCUUGCCCAAAUCUAGACUUAAAUCUAGCCUUACAAAAAUAAACGUGGUGAUUGUGCAAUAUACACAAUUAAAUUCAUAGAACUUGACAUGGCUCUCUGAGAAAUAAGAAUUUUGCUGGCUCUCUGAGGAAUAACAAUUUUGCUGGCACGCUGACGAUUCUAUGAAAUUUGUGUGAGAAAAUAGUUGUGGAUGUCUUUUGGGCUGAUUGGGAUCCAUAAUUAGUUUUUUUUUUUAUCAUAUUAAAUAGGGAAUUUUAUAUAAAAUGUCAAAAUUAGCACAUUUCUUACCAUUUUACUGUGAGGUGAGAUUUUGAACUCUUUUACCGUUCCAAUUAACUUAUAUAUAUGGCUAUAUAAGUAUAAAUAUUACACAUCCUA